This is a messenger RNA of Protobothrops mucrosquamatus (brown spotted pit viper), 776 nucleotides long. Its product is annotated as serine/arginine repetitive matrix protein 2-like. Gene Ontology annotation, molecular function: mRNA binding. The record is from RefSeq and is a predicted model, not a curated record. The coding region runs from base 59 to 724 and encodes 221 amino acids. The transcript is spliced from 6 exons. Lineage: Eukaryota; Metazoa; Chordata; Lepidosauria; Squamata; Viperidae.
CGGCGGCUGCUGCUGCGUCGGGUAUCAGAGGCACCAGAGGUGCUAGUCUGUGAGAGCCAUGUACAAUGGGAUAGGACUCCCCACUCCCCGGGGCAGUGGCACCAACGGUUACGUGCAAAGGAAUCUCUCGGCAGUGCGCCACAAGAAGGAUCGGACUGACUACAAGUCAGAAGAGGAGCUGAGGAAACUGGAGUCAUCUUUGGUUAAAAAACCCAACCAGGACAUCCUGGAUCACGAGCGCAAAAGGAAGGUUGAGUUGAAAUGCUUAGAACUGGCUGAACUCAUGGAAGAGCAAGGGUAUGGAGAAGGGGAAAUUCAGGAGAAAGUGGCCACAUUUCGGAUGCUGCUGCUAGAAAAAGAUGUGGCAGUUGUCAAAGAAGGGGAACAGCAGCAGAAGUCUAGUAUUACAGAGACCCAUCAGUUGGCUGAGGCCAGUGAAAAGAAGAAUGAGAGGCUGCGAGCUGCUUUUGGGAUCAGUGAUAGUUAUGUGGAUGGCAGCUCUUUUGACCCCAACCGCAGGGCCAAGGAGGCAGCAACAGCUGCAGUGGCCAAACAACAGCAAGAGCAGCAGAAGCAGUACAGUCUUAUCAAAGACUACAGCAGUUCCCGCUCACCAUCUCCAAAACAAAAGAAGAAAAAGAAGAAAGACAGAGGCAGGUCUGAGAGCAGAUCACCUUCUCGAAAAGAAAGGAAAAAAAGCUCAAAGAAAAAGAAACACAGGUAAGAGGAUUGUAGGGAGGAUUAAAGUGACUGGUCCAGUAUGAGAAUUGGAUUUU